AUGCAAAACGCAUGGAGCAGGGUCCAGGCCCAACGGUGGGGACCCGCCACCCCUACGGCACACCCUGAAAAGCAUAGUAACAAAUGGCCGAGUGCGGGUGCCGUGGUAAACCGGAGCCGCGUUCCAAGCUGUAUCGCCUGUGCGGAUGAUAAUCGCUACAUUCGUACGACCAACUGGGGUUUCCAGGUUAAAUCAUCACAUGUAGCAGCUGCCUGGACGAAGCUUCAUUUAGAGACGGGAGUCAUCGAUCGUGUUACUGAGGACAACGACGACGGAUGGGCAGACACGGUCGGCAUCUUUCGGCAGCCAGGGGGCAGAGAUCCAAUCCACAUCGCUAAGGAGUUCCUCGAGAGUGUACGCGAACAUAUUGAGCCUCAGAUCAAAUUAGCCUGCAAAUACGCCUCUCUUACAGUACUUCCUUUAUUCUUUGUGUUCAUCGUUCCGGCAACCUGGUCAGAAGUUGCUGUGGAGAAGACCAGAGAAGCGGCCUACCUGGCAAACUUUUCACGAAAGCAGAGGGGGAAAGAUCUUCUCUUUGUCACUGAACCAGAAGCAGCUCUCACACCUCUUCUAGCGAAUGGGAAUAUUCAGACUGAAGUAUGUCCCCAAUGGUGCUAUGUAAUCCCCGUCUUUGAAGGAUGUGGGUACUUUCGAGAUUCACCGGAGAGGAGAGAUUGGGGCCUACCGGAAGAUAGGCGCGUUCACAGUGACAUGAUUCCAGACAUCGAAGACCUGAAAUUGACAGACACCUCCCCUGCGAGCGAAAUGAUGCAACAUUUCGAGAAGGCCAAGUGUGACUUCACUGGGGAUACCUCUUCGGGACCUACAUAUCUUCCGAUGGAUGUUGUUGCUGAAGGUGCCGCACUUUGGGCAUACAAUCGUCUUCGUUCGAGGAUAGCUUUGCAUCAUCAUUAUGGCCUAGAAUCCUCUGGGACUGAGAAUGAUGCCAUGUUCUGGUUAUUUAGGAAAGUGCCAGAAGUAUCGGCCGGUUAUUUUGCGACUUCACAAAAAUCCUGCAAUCCGAAAGCGCAAGACACGGCCAGACUAUCAGUGUGCAAGUGCUCUUCACCAUUGAGCGAGACGGGAUACAUCUCAAAGCAGAAGACCUUGGCCAUACUUUCGGAGAAGCACGUGUUCACUAUUACUCCUGACAGAUUUCGUGUUGGGGGGAUAAAAAAAAAGAAAGAGGAACAAGGAAAAAAGAAAACAAAAAAGGGAAUGGAGCCCCUCCUUGGUAUUCUAGAUAGAGGUUUCUGGAAUUCUAUGUUGUAA
This is a messenger RNA of Aspergillus welwitschiae, 1272 nucleotides long. RefSeq lists its product as uncharacterized. The coding region runs from base 1 to 1272 and encodes 423 amino acids. The record is from RefSeq and is a predicted model, not a curated record. NCBI's taxonomy places the organism in Eukaryota, Fungi, Ascomycota, Eurotiomycetes, Eurotiales, Aspergillaceae. The transcript is spliced from 8 exons.